UAUACACCAUAAGUAUAAUUUCUUGAAAGUCAUUUAAGAAAGAUUAUCAAAUAGAGAAUAAGAAUGGAGCAUGGAAGACAUGAUGAAAUUCAUGAAGAUUUGGCUUUGUCCCCUCCCACCAUGGGGUCCAUGCAAAUUGGAGGCAGCAAUGGCUUUGGUCAUAACAUAGACUUCAUGCCUCAAGCCUACCUCACAAGCAGAAGCUCAGAAAUAGACAUAGUUGAUGAUGUAUCACAUUCAAAUACUAAUCAUCCUCUUCCCAUAUAUCUCAAGUUUAUAGAUGUGGAGUACAAGGUGAAGGUCAGACAAGAGUCCUCCACGAACCCCGUUAAGGCAGUGGUGUCAAAUGUGGCUUCUCAGCUUAACAUUGCGCCAAACAACUAUAAGCAGAUACUAAAAGGCAUCACAGGAAGCAUAGGACCUGGGGAAAUUCUUGCUCUGAUGGGGCCGUCUGGCAGUGGGAAAACAACACUGCUGAAGAUAUUAGGAGGAAGAAUUCAUGAAAAUGUUAAAGGAACUAUAACUUACAAUGACAUCACAUACACUGCUGCUCUUAAAAGGAGGGUGGGAUUUGUGACACAAGAUGAUGUGCUUUUCCCACAGCUGACGGUGGAGGAAACCUUGGUGUUUGCUGCAUUUUUAAGAUUGCCAAGCGAGAUGAGUAAACGAGAAAAAUAUGAAAGGGUGGAGAUGAUUAUUAAGGAUUUGGGGCUUGAAAGAUGUCGACAAACACGUGUUGGAGGAGGAUUUGUCAAAGGCAUAUCUGGGGGAGAAAGAAAAAGAACAAGCAUUGGGUAUGAAAUUCUUGUUGAUCCUUCACUACUAUUGCUUGAUGAACCAACUUCUGGAUUGGACUCAUCAUCUGCUAAUAGACUGCUUCAGAAUUUAAAAGGCCUUGCAAAGGGAAGAAGAACUAUUAUCACAACAAUCCACCAGCCUUCAAGUAGGAUAUAUCACAUGUUUGAUAAAAUUUUAUUGAUAUCUGAAGGCUCUCCAGUAUAUUAUGGGAAUGCAAGGGAGUCCAUGGACUACUUCUCAUCUUUGAGAUGCAUCCCGGAAAUAGUGAUGAAUCCUGCAGAAUUCUUGAUUGAUUUAGCAAAUGGACAAGUGAAUGAUAUCAGUAUUCCUGAAGAGUUAUUAAUCCCAACCAAUGGCACAUCUGAAUCUGAGAGACUCAUUAUCAGAUAUUUACAACACAAGUGCAAAACACAAUUGGAACCAAAAGAGAAACAACAAAUGCCAAAUGCUUCGACACAUCUCCAAACAGCCAUUCAAGUCAAGAAAGACUGGACAUUGCCCUGGUGGGAUCAGUUCUUGAUACUGUCCAAAAGAACAUAUAAAGAAAGACGUAGAGAUUAUUUCGACAAGUUACGCUUGGUUCAGGCACUUGGAGUUGCCAUCCUCCUAGGCCUUCUUUGGUGGAAAUCUGUUACUACCACUGAGGCUCAGCUUAGAGAUCAGAUUGGUUUGAUAUUCUACAUUUGUAUUUUCUGGACUUCUUCAUCUAUCUUUGGAGCGGUCUAUGUUUUCCCGUUUGAGAAGAUAUAUCUGGUGAAGGAGAGGAAAGCAGACAUGUACAGAUUAAGUGUGUACUAUGUCUGCAGCACUUUGUGUGACAUGGUUGCUCAUGUCACAUACCCUACUUUGUUCAUGUCCAUUCUUUAUUUCAUGGUUGGCUUCAAAAGAACGGUCCAGUGCUUUUUCCUCACGUUAUCUGCAAUCCUCCUGAUUGCAGUCACCAGCCAAGGGGCAGGAGAGUUGUUUGGAGCUACAGUGAUGAGCAUUAGAAGGGCAGGAACAUUAGCUUCUUUAGUAUUGUUGUUGUUUCUACUUACAGGAGGCUAUUAUGUUCAGCACAUACCAAAAUUCAUGAGGUGGCUAAAGUAUGUGUCAUUCAUGUACUACGGUUUUAGGCUUCUGUUAAAAGUGCAGUAUGACGGGGAUGAGUUGUACGAGUGUGGAAGUGAAGGAGGGUGCAAAACUCUACAAAGUUCACCUUCAUUUGACACCGUGAAUCUCAAUGGCGGCCUAAGGGAAGUUUGGGUUCUACUUGCCAUGGCUGUUGCUUAUAGAUUGUGUGCAUACUUUUGCCUUCGAAGAAAUGUUAAUAUAUGCAGUCUUUGACUCUUGAAGUCUUUGUGUACAGAGCAAAAGCUAUUAUUGCAAUGAGAAAAGACCUGAGUUCCUUUAAGAAAAUUAUAUAUAUAGACACCACAUUUUAGUGGCAACAAAAUUGAGCAUUACUUUGUUUGAGUGGGACGAAAGAACAUAGACUGAAAUUUCUCUGAUAAUUAAUAGUUUACAC
Molecule: messenger RNA, 2305 nt
Organism: Cuscuta epithymum
Lineage: Eukaryota; Viridiplantae; Streptophyta; Magnoliopsida; Solanales; Convolvulaceae
Source: the annotation of a GenBank genome assembly